This is a messenger RNA of Penicillium coprophilum, 1698 nucleotides long. RefSeq names its product pyridoxal phosphate-dependent decarboxylase family protein. Gene Ontology annotation, cellular component: cytoplasm. The record is from RefSeq and is a predicted model, not a curated record. Gene Ontology annotation, molecular function: pyridoxal phosphate binding; carboxy-lyase activity. The transcript has 2 exons. Bases 1 to 1698 code for a protein of 565 amino acids. Lineage: Eukaryota; Fungi; Ascomycota; Eurotiomycetes; Eurotiales; Aspergillaceae. Gene Ontology annotation, biological process: carboxylic acid metabolic process.
AUGUCAGGCAUUGCGCAGCCCAGCCGCGCUGAUGAAGUGCAAAGCCUUCUGAAAGCAGUAGAAGACCUUCUCAUCCCGUUUAUCCGAUCCGCAGACAAUGAUUCCCUCGGUUCAUCGACACAGAAAAAUGGUACCAACGGCACCAAUGGACACACUGGACUGGCUGGAAGCUCGUUGGUAGAUUAUAAGAAGCCCGAAGAGUUGCGAGAUAUUCUUCAGCUCGAGAUCCCCGAGAAAGGCACUAAGCAGGAAGGCCUCAUCGGGGUCUUGCAAAAGGUCUUGAAAUACUCAGUCAACACCUGGCACCAGGGCUUUUUGGACAAGCUAUAUGCGUCAACCAAUGCGCCCGGCGUGGCAGCGGAACUCAUCCUCGCUACCUUGAACACCAACGUACACGUCUACCAAGUGUCGCCUGCACUGACGGUCAUUGAGAAGUACACCGGCCAGCGGUUGGCGAACCUCUUCGGGCUGAACGGUCCCCGAGCAGGUGGUAUUUCCGUACAAGGCGGGUCUGCAUCGAACACCACCUCCAUCGUCAUUGCGCGCAACAAUCUCUACCCGAGCACUAAAACAGACGGAAACGGCGGGUACAAGUUUGUGCUCUUUACGAGCGCGCACGGCCACUACAGCGUAGAAAAGGCGGCCCAGAUGCUCGGAUUCGGUAGCAGCGCCGUCUGGCCCGUCUCCAUUGACAAAGUCGGCCGCAUGAUCCCAGCCGAGCUUGAGAAGCUGGUCCAGAAGGCGCAGAGCGAAGGUCGGACACCGUUCUAUGUCAAUGCCACCGCAGGCACAACCGUUCUGGGCUCUUUCGAUCCCUUUAACGAGAUCGCAGCCAUCUGCCAGAAAUACAAUAUGUGGUUCCACAUCGACGGGUCUUGGGGCGGCUCAUUUGUCUUCUCUCAGCGCCAGAAACAUAAGCUAGCCGGCGCAGAGAAAGCAAACAGCAUUGCGAUCAACCCGCACAAAAUGAUCGGCGUUCCUGUCACCUGCUCGUACCUGCUAGCAUCAGAUAUGCGCCAGUUCCACAAGGCCAACACCCUUCCCGCUGGAUAUCUAUUCCACAAUGAAGAAGACGAGCCCACCGCCAAUGGCGCCGCACAGAACGAAUCCGAGCUGGAAGUCGACUCGCCGGAAGUCUGGGACUUGGCAGACCUCACUCUCCAAUGCGGUCGACGUGCCGAUUCCCUCAAACUCUUUUUGGGCUGGACAUAUUACGGAAACGAAGGCUACCAACAGCAGAUCGACUCGGCAUGCGAUAUCGCCGCGCACUUGGCUAACACCAUCGCUCAACAUCCCGAUUUCGUUCUUAUCAGCGAAAACCCCCCACCGUGCCUGCAGGUGUGCUUCUAUUACGCCCCUGGCGGGAAAUUCGUGUACCCGCGCGGCUUGGUCUCAAAUGAGACACAGCGCGCAAAAAAUAACAGCAGGGUCACUGAGCAGGUGACGCAUGCGAUCGUGCCCAAGGGAUUCAUGGUGGACUUUGCGCCUCCCAGUGGGGAUGAGGAGGCGGCUGGGAAUGGAAAGUUCUUCCGGUGCGUUGUUAAUGUUCAGACCACAAAGGAGACGGUCGAUUCACUUGUCCGCGCCAUUGAAGAAGUGGGCCCUGGUAUUGUUGAGUCUUUGAAGGCGAGCAACCCGCCCAUUCCUCAUAAGCGACUUGGCGAGCGUGGACAUGGCCCUGUUGUCCAUCACGUUUGA